Molecule: messenger RNA, 2897 nt
Organism: Rhincodon typus (whale shark)
Lineage: Eukaryota; Metazoa; Chordata; Chondrichthyes; Orectolobiformes; Rhincodontidae
Exons: 1
Coding region: 53-385 (110 amino acids)
Source: RefSeq, a predicted model, not a curated record
CCGAGGGAGCUAUGCUUUUCCCUCGGAUGGGUGUCCCGUGCGGGACUAAGGGAUGAAUAGGGCCGGCUCCGGGUCCUCGGCCUCCCGCGGGCGGACGCUGCUGGCCGAUAAGGCCGUGUCUGAGAGCUACGCCCGGCUCCGGUACCGAGACACUUCGCUCCUGAUCUGGAGGCAGCAGCAGCUACAGCUGGAGCGGCGGACACUGGGCUCAGGCCCGGGCCCCGGACCCGACAGCUUCCUGGGCCGCAGCCACAGCAUGUGGUACCGGCAGUUCGGCAAUCAGCCCAUCCUGGUCCGGGACAGGAGCAAACUAAGCCCGGGGUCCUGCCCCAGCACAGGUCCGGUUCCAAAUCCAGGCCAUUCCCGUAUUUGCUUAUUAAUGUGAACUGGAUCCGGAUUCAGAACGAAACCGGGACAGAGUAGCAAUUCCAGUAACAACCGGAGCUAUACUGGAGCAACUGCUGGAGAUCACAGCGGUUCAGGCAGCAUCUAUGGAGAGAGAGCAACCUAAUUUUUCGAGUCCAAAUUUCACAGCAGGAGUAACACCAACUAUCAUUAGCGGCUGCAGUAUUUAUGACCCACAGUAGCUCUGCAACCAGAUUAACACCAAGAAGCAACAUCUGGGUCAAUAUGGCAAAUUACAACGUAUAUCCGUAGUAUUUACAGACUUUCCUGGAUUAAUACCUGGCAUACAUCUGUUUGGAGACCGGAUCUAUGCAGAUUAUCACUCUCUGUAUUCAUCCUCCCUGCAAUAGUGAUUUAUUUAUAAACUGAUUUUAUUUAUGGAUCAAUGCCUGAGCUGGAAUAGCUGGGUGUUUCAGACUGUGCAUAAGAACAAAUCUGUAAUAGAAACCUUUCUAGGAGAAUCAGGCCUGGAUUAUGAGAUUGUGUCCCAUUUUUCAGAGGUAGGCUGGCCACUCGGGUGAUGAGAAUACAUUGUGCAGUAGAGAAUAAACCCUGUGUAAAAAGUGAUAGAAGUUUUGUGUUAGAGUGGAAUUACAGUAUUCAAAGCCAUUCAAAUUGUGGUAACAUUACUCCUUACUGAGCAAGGCUUGUUUUUAAUUGACAAUUUUAUUCAUACAGCACUUUUCACAUUGACAUACCCCUCACAAAUAUUUUGUGCAAUGAAUGAUUUCCAGCUUCUUGAGCAUCUGUGAUUUUUUGUUAAUAAUUCCACCAAAUAGCUUCAGUUGCUUGUGCUCUGGGAUGAAACCUUUGUCUCUGCAGCUCUCUGUCCCUCCUUUAAGCAACUAAUAACCUACCUAAUAACUUAACAUGCUCCAUCAAAUUUGUUUAAUUUGAUUUAUUAUCAUCACAUAUACCUAGGUGCGGUGAAAAGUGAUAACACAGUGUGGAACUGGAAGAAUACAGAAAAUUUUCUGGAGAAGAGUCCAGACCCGAAACGUCAGUUUUCCUGUUCCUCUGAUGCUGCCUGGCCUGCUGUGUUCCUCCAGCUCCACAUGGUGUUAUCUUUGACUCCAGCAUCGGCAGUUGUUACUAUCUCUACAGUGAAAAGCUCUGUUUUUGCGUAUCUGUUACAGGAAAGAUGUUGCUAAACUUGAAAGGGUGUUGCGUGUAUGGAAUGAGUUGCCAGAGGACGUGGUGGAGGCUGGUACAAUUACAAAAUUCAAAAGGCAUCUGGAUGGGUAUAUGGAUAGGAAGGGUUUAGAGGAAAAUGGGCCAAGAUUAUUUUAGGAUAUCUGGUCGGCCUGGAGUUGAUUGCGUACUGUACACCUGAGUACAAGCAGGAAAUACAUACAAAGUUCAUAAGGUGAUAGAACAGAAUGAGGAAUACAAUGUUAAAGCUGCAGAGAAGAAGCACAAAAAGUGAGAUCAACAUUAAAUUUGAGAGAUCCCUUCAAAAGUCUAAUAACAGUAGGGAAGAAGCUGCUGUUGAACCUGAUAGUACACAUGUUUAAGCUUUUGUACGUUCUGCCUGACAGAAGAGGUUAGAAGAAAUUAUAACCAGGGUGGAGGGGUCUUUGACGUUGGCUACCUUUCCAAAGCAACAAGAAGUGUAAAUGGAGUAUAUGAUGUUCCUAUGAAGCACUUAUGAUUUUUUUGCGAUGAACAGGUGCUGUACAAAUGCAUAUUGGAGUUUCUGUUGGAAUGCAGUUCUUACUGUGACAACCUUUUUCUCCCAGCACUACCAUAAACCCAGGAUUGUGCAUGUUGAAUAAUAUUUAGCUGAUACUAGGAGCUUAAUGUCAGCAGAUGACAUCCAAUAGGCUUAUAAGGUUGACAAUACAGCAUAGAUACAAGUCAUCUGGUCUCCACCAAUGUUUCUGCUCCCCCCAUGCCUCCUCUCACUCACUAUAUUAGAUUAUCCUUUUAUUUAUUUCUCCCUUGUGUGUUUAUCUACCUUGCCUUUGUAUAUAUCUUAUUCAUUACAAUGAUUCCCUGUGAUAGUUAAUCACACUCUCUCUGGGUAGAGAGGUUUCUCCUGAAUUCCCCUUUGGAAUUAUUAGUGAUAGUCUUAUAUCGAUGAUCCCUGUUUCUGGUCAAUCUGAAGUAGAAAAAUCUUGAAGUCUAAAAUAAAGAACUGCAGAUGCUGAAGAUACAAAACAAAAACAAAAAUUGCUGGAGAAAUUUGGCAGGUUUGGAGUAUUUGUGGAUGGAAAGCAGAGUUAAUGUUUUGAGUCCAGUUACCCUGAAGAAAGGUCAUUUGACUCAAAACAUUAACCUUGAAGUCUACUCUUUUGACUCCCUUGGUAAAACAAUCACAGGAUUAUUGAUUUUAAGAUCCUUACCAAUGGUUUUGUAACUACAGGACAGUUAGCUGAAUUUGAGGAGGCAGUUUUCAUGUCACUAGGCUAAUGCUCUGAGGACCUGUGUUCGAUCCCAGCAUGGCAGAUGGUUAUAAAUGGAAUUCAAUAAAAAUCUGGAAUAAAAAGCCA